AUGUCUCAACAGCUACAAACCCAGCUAUCGUCAGCCGGAAUGGCCGAAGAUUCCGCCUACUACGUUGGACGAUACACCAUCCAAGGACUUCAAUAUGGCUGUCUCGCCGCAACACCUCUCUAUCUACUCCAAGCUGCACGUGGACGAGGUUUCUCGCUCCGCGCUUUGGCCCGUUAUAAUUGGAUUCUUCCUGUAACCGGAGCAGGAGCUGGUUCAGUCGCUGGUUAUGCCGCCACAUCGCAACUCGACCAUCCUUCUCUUGCCGCUAGAACUUCAGAGUUGCGUCUCGAUGCGCAAAGGGUUAGACAAGAUGAUUUGCAUUUGAUUGGAAGCGUGUUGGGUGCAUUGGUGCUUCCAGCAAUUUUCUUGAAGAGGACUGGACUGGUUAAUGGUUUGCUUGGUGGUGCAGGAUUGGGCGGUGCGGGGGGAAUGAUUGUUCAUCAGGUUCAAAAGUUGGGUGGUAGUGGAAGUGCGAUUGAAAAGUUGGAAGGAGAGGCGAAAGGUGCGGUUGAGAAGGGGAAAGGAAAGGUUGAGGAGAUGAAGGGUGAGGUUCAGAAGCGACUCUAA
Molecule: messenger RNA, 567 nt
Organism: Ustilago hordei
Lineage: Eukaryota; Fungi; Basidiomycota; Ustilaginomycetes; Ustilaginales; Ustilaginaceae
Exons: 1
Coding region: 1-567 (188 amino acids)
Source: RefSeq, a predicted model, not a curated record